Molecule: messenger RNA, 888 nt
Organism: Sporothrix schenckii 1099-18
Lineage: Eukaryota; Fungi; Ascomycota; Sordariomycetes; Ophiostomatales; Ophiostomataceae
Exons: 2
Coding region: 1-888 (295 amino acids)
Biological process (GO): fungal-type cell wall organization
Cellular component (GO): fungal-type cell wall
Molecular function (GO): structural constituent of cell wall
Source: RefSeq, a predicted model, not a curated record
AUGCAGGUUAUCAAGUUCGUCGCUCCCCUCAUCGGCUUUGCCGCCUCCGCCUCUGCUGCCGCUGUCGGCGCCGGUGCCGAGGCCGGUGCCAACGCUGCUGCCAGCGCCAACGGUGCUGGUGCCGGUGCCGAGGCUGGUGCCGCUGCCGCUGCUUCUGCCAACGCCAACGCCAACGGCGGCAAUGCCAACGCCGCUGCCAACGCCGCUGCCACGGCUACUGUUGUCGUCUCCGAAUACACCACGUUCUGCCCGCAGCCCACCACGCUGCUCUUCAAGAGCAAGACCAUCGUCGUCACUGAGGCCACCACCCUGACCAUCACUGACUGCCCUUGCACCCUGGAGUGCUUUACUCCCCCGGUCUUCACCACCACCUCGCACGCCACUGUCCCGUUCGCGAACAAGACCACCCAAGUGCCCCCUGUCGUCAUCACCGUCACCCCCACCGUCACGACGGUCCUGCAAGAAUGCACCACCAUCAGCACCCAGACGGUGACCAAGAGUGGCACCACCACUAUCGAGACCAUUUCCUUCACCAAGACCCCUGGCCCGCCGCCCACCACCACUGUUGUCCCUCCUCCUACCACCACGCAUGCCACUGAGACGGAGGUCGUCCCCACCACGAAGGCCACCACUGAGACCCAGGUUGUUCCCACCACGAAGGCCACCACUGAGACGCAGGUUGCUCCCACCACGAAGGCCACCACUGAGACGCAGGUUGCUCCCACCACGAAGAUCACCAACACCGUCCUUCCCCCAACGACGACGCCUAUUGUCGUUCCCACCACCACCACCUCGAGACCCCCUGUCGUCGUCACUGCCGGUGCCAACAAGGUCGAGGGUGUCGCUGCCUUUGGUCUGGCCGUCGGUAUGGCUGCUCUGGUGCUGUAA